CUCAUACAAGUUACGCAUUUAAGGGAAAUAGAAAGUAAGUCUGAUCUGCACAUAUUACUGACGGCUACAUAGGAACUAUGGUGAACUGCUGUGGUCUACUUAGUGCCAAGAAGGAGCCAGUUCCUCUUAAGGGCAUUGGGGUGGAGGUGGAUGUCAAGGACCAUGUGGCCACUGUUACCUCCACUCUGCAGUAUGAGAAUAAAGAGGAGAGCCCAAUAGAGGCUGUCUUUGUUUUUCCUUUACCUGGAGAUGCUGCCAUCUGUCAUUUCAGUGCCAAGAUUGGACAAGCAGAGGUUGUGGCCAAGGUGCAGGAGAAACAGAAGGCCCGUGAAGAGUAUGAUGAUGCAUUGAGCUCUGGCCAGCAAGCAUUCCUACUGGAGGAGAGUGAGCAGAGUCCAGAUAUUUUCUCUCUGAGUGUAGGCAGUCUUCCUCCAGGAGAGAGUGCCUCCAUCAGGCUGCAAUAUGUCACUGAGCUGGCUGUGCAGGCCGAUGAGGGGCUGAGAUUCUGUCUGCCCGCGGUGCUCAACCCUCGCUACCAACCUCAGGGGAGUGAAGGUGGCAGUGUAAGUGGUGGCAGUGCUCAGGUAACCUCUGUGCCAGCUUGUCUUGUGUCCUACAGUCUAACCUUCUCUGCUCGAGUAUCCGCUCCACGGCCCAUUGCUAAAGUGGAGUCCAAUUGCUCCUUAGACCCAAUCCAGUACCUCAAUGCAGAACAAACCCAGGCCACGGUCAGCCUGGCUGCAGGACACAAGUUUGACAGAGAUGUAGAAAUAUUCGUUUACUACAAAGACUCCCAUCAGCCCGCAGCUACAGUUGAGGCAGGACAGUCCUCUGCCAAACCUGGUUCUCUGAUGGGUGACCCAGUGGUCAUGCUGAGCCUGUAUCCUGAGUUCCCCAAGGCUGCAAUGUCUUCACACAUCUCAUGUGGAGAAUUCAUAUUCUUAAUGGAUCGUUCUGGAAGUAUGGGAUGCGCCAUGGACAGCAGCCGCGGACAGGGUCAGACUCGCAUUGACAGUGCCAGGGAUACUUUGUUGCUCCUGUUGAAGAGUUUGCCUGUGGGCUGCUAUUUUAACAUCUAUGGUUUUGGUUCCAAUUAUAAUCAUAUCUUCCCUAAGAGUGUGGAGUAUAGCCAGAAAAGCAUUGAUGACGCUCUAAAGGAGGUUGAGAAAAUGGAUGCUGACAUGGGGGGAACAGAGAUCCUUCAGCCCCUCAAACAUAUCUUCAGUCAGCCAGGCCUUCCCAGUCAGCCAAGACAACUGUUUAUCUUUACUGAUGGUGAGGUGCAGAACACCAAAAACGUUUUAGAUCUGGUGAAGAGGAAUUCAGGUUCUCACAGGUGUUUCUCUUUUGGAAUUGGGGAAGGAGCCAGCUCUGCUCUCAUCACUGGGAUGGCAAAAGAAGGAGGAGGCCAUUCCCAGUUCAUCACAGGAACUGACAGAAUGCAGCCUAAAGUGAUGCAGUCACUUGGAUUUUCCCUACAGCCAGCCGUGGUGGAUAUCUCAGUGACAUGGGAUCUACCAAAAGGAGUCUCUGUGACUACUCUUUCUCCACCAAUCACGACACUUUUCCAGGGUCAAAGGUCACUGGUUUAUGCCCAGCUCACUGGAGAGAGUUCAGCAUCCACAGAGGGUUGUGUGACAGUGAAGUACAGCCUGGCAGGUCAGCCGUCUAUGAACCAGCUCCACUUCAGUCUUAAACCUACAGAGGAUACAGGACUGACACUUCACAGGUUGGGUGCGUGGACCUUGAUUCGCUCUCUGGAAAUGGAAGAGCGGGAACAUGGAGGACAGAACAAUGGAGGAGUGAAGGAGAAGAUAAUGGAAGUCAGCAUCCAGUCAGGAGUGAGCAGUGCCUUCACUGCCUUCAUCGCUGUCAGCAAAAGCAAUGGAGAGGCUGUACAAGGACCUCUGCUGCGCAGAAACAUCCCAGCACCAAGAAUGUACAGGAUGUUCUUCAGUCCCCCUCGUCCCCCCGGCGCCAUGUUGGGUUUGAAAUCCUCAAUGCAUUCCUUAGAAAAUGGUACGUGCAGUGAUAUCGGCAACCUGUACAUGAUGGGCAGUUGUGAUAUGAGAUCCAGAAAGUUUUCCUCCAGCUCUGACCAAUCACGUAAGCCCACCCAGCAACACAAAGACCCCAUGCUGCAGUUGAUUUCUCUUCAGAAGGCGUCUGGUUCCUGGAUCAUUGGGCCAACUCUGGCUACUGUACUGGGAAAGACCACCGAGGAGGUGACAAAUACAAAACCUGCUUCGAAGGUCGAUCAAGAAGUGUGGGCCACCUUUCUGGCUCUGAUUUGGCUCCAUGGCUUCAAGAUGGAGGCUGAGGUAGAGUGGAAGCUUCUGGUUAUGAAGGCUGUGUCAUGGCUCCAGGCUCAGAAAGCCCCAUGUCUGACUGAGUGUGUGGAAGCAGCUAAUGCCCUGCUGGGUUGCGAGGUGCAGAAAGAUGUCCUGGGACUCUGAGAGCUUCAUUGUGUUUGGCAUCUCAAUGCGUUACAAGUAGCAGGGUUUGUAAAUUGUGACAAACCGAAGCUUUACCCUCCUCCUCUGCAAGAUUUGCCAUCAACAUUGUCUGUUUCUUUUCUUCUUUCUUUUUUUUUGUUUUUACAAAGGCAUUUACAUCCAAUAGUGUCUUGGAAAAACCCUUGGGUUUAAACUAAUGCUUUUUGACCAAAUUUCUAUUAGCAUUGACCUUUGCAUCAUUAGGUGAAAUUGUACAUUUAUAUUUACACUGCACUGUUUAGGCUCGAUCCAUUCAGGAACAACAAUGUAACAUCGAAAAACCCGGAGCUAUAAUUUUUUACCUUUUGGAAUUGGUGGUUUCUGGAGUGAUUGUGGUUGUUGUUGUUGCUGGUGGUGGUAGGGUGAUAAAUAAAACUUGAACCUUGAAAAAUAAAAUCUGAUCUGCUAAAUUAAGAAGAACCGUCUAUAUAUGCAACUGUGGUGAUACACAUUUGAGGGUAGAUUCACCAGGGGCUGCUGCUCCUUUAAGGCAGACAUUUUAGAGUGCUGACGUAGGCACUGCUUGGGGUUUCCGGGAGACAUGUUUGCCGCUGCCUAGCGGUUAGCUGGUUGCCACGAGGGAUUGUGCUGUAUCGGUGUUGUUAUGUGUGGCGAGUAAACGGAAUUGACUCGA
This is a messenger RNA of Lampris incognitus (smalleye Pacific opah), 3129 nucleotides long. RefSeq names its product von Willebrand factor A domain-containing protein 5A-like. The record is from RefSeq and is a predicted model, not a curated record. The coding region runs from base 78 to 2456 and encodes 792 amino acids. The transcript is spliced from 19 exons. Lineage: Eukaryota; Metazoa; Chordata; Actinopteri; Lampriformes; Lampridae.